CGGGACAUGGCCUUCUGACUCUGAACGUCAGGAAAAAGGAUUCCUUUAUUAACAAUAACGUUCAUACGGCUUCUAUCUCCGAGAGAGCGAUCGAGAAAUGGCUUCGUGGAAUUCAAUUCCGCUGGAGAUCACUUAUGAGGUUCUGGGAUGGACGGCUUUCCUAUCAUGGUCCAUCAGUUUCUACCCGCAGGUCAUCUUGAAUUUCCACAGGAAAAGUGUGGUGGGGUUGAACUUCGAUUUCGUGCUGCUCAAUUUGACGAAGCACUCUUCGUAUCUCAUAUACAACACAUGCCUCUACUUCAGCUCUGCUAUUCAGAAGCAGUACUAUGAAGAAUACGGCUAUGGACAGAUGAUUCCUGUGGCUGCAAAUGACGUUGCUUUCUCUAUCCAUGCUGUUCUUUUGACAGCAAUUACCUUGUUCCAAAUUGUAAUAUAUGAUCGUGGAAGUCAGAAGGUUUCCAAAAUAGCUAUUGCGAUUGUCUCUGUUGUGUGGUUAUUUGCUGCUGUUUGUUUUUUCAUAUCUCUGCCAACUCAUUCUUGGCUUUGGCUGAUCACCAUCUUUAACUCAAUUCAAGUUUUUAUGACAGUUAUCAAGUAUAUUCCCCAGGCAUUUAUGAACUUUGCAAGAAAGAGUACAGAUGGAUUUAGCAUUGGCAACAUUCUACUUGAUUUUUUUGGAGGGGUGACAAAUUAUGCACAGAUGGCUGUGCAAUCUAUAGAUCAAGGUUCUUGGGUGAACUUUUAUGGAAACAUAGGGAAGACGUUGCUGUCUCUGGUAUCUAUAUUCUUUGACAUCAUUUUCAUGUGUCAACAUUAUGUUCUCUAUCCUGAGAAAAAGGCCCAAGUCUCUCCCAAACUCAUUGAGGAAAACAGAGAGCCGCUUGUUAAGUCUUCUGAUGAUCAGCCACAAUCAGAAAAUGUUUAAAGCUCUACAUCGUAAAAAGUUUG
This is a messenger RNA of Juglans microcarpa x Juglans regia, 948 nucleotides long. RefSeq names its product cystinosin homolog. The coding region runs from base 98 to 925 and encodes 275 amino acids. The record is from RefSeq and is a predicted model, not a curated record. Lineage: Eukaryota; Viridiplantae; Streptophyta; Magnoliopsida; Fagales; Juglandaceae. Gene Ontology annotation, cellular component: vacuolar membrane. The transcript has 8 exons. Gene Ontology annotation, biological process: L-cystine transport. Gene Ontology annotation, molecular function: L-cystine transmembrane transporter activity.